Messenger RNA from Ceratitis capitata (Mediterranean fruit fly), 5506 nucleotides. RefSeq names its product putative polypeptide N-acetylgalactosaminyltransferase 9 (gene Pgant9). Gene Ontology annotation, cellular component: Golgi apparatus. NCBI's taxonomy places the organism in Eukaryota, Metazoa, Arthropoda, Insecta, Diptera, Tephritidae. The transcript has 12 exons. The record is from RefSeq and is a predicted model, not a curated record. The coding region runs from base 2448 to 4622 and encodes 724 amino acids.
CUCUUAUAUACAUAAUAUUUUCAACAAUAACUACAGACAGUCUUCUACGAUUAUUAAAUGGAGCGUAGCUAAAAAUGUUUGUACUCUCAUACUCACGGUAACGCCGAGCGCCUGAAGUUUUGUAGAAUUCAUUGAAAAAUGGCAACAGCAUAAUUUCGCUUUUAUAAUACGCUUUUAUCAGACUUAAACACUAACAAAACACGUGCAUAUAGUAAGCUACAGUAGGGCGAUGGAAAAUGGCAGUAAAGUGAAGGAUUUUGGAAUAUAAUAAGCAGCAGUAUGCAAAAUUAAUAAUUUUUUCACUUUUCAUUUCCGCUAUCAUUUUUUUCUGCGCACGACUGUAUACAGAUAAGUAUUUGCCAUUCUUACAAUAAUUUUUGUAUGUAUUUUUUAUCAGUUGUAUUGCAAUGUGAGUAGAACUCACUCGGUCUUCGCGGCGUAGUCAGUUAGUUAGUGGGGUUGAGCUGAAGAGAAAAAACCAUUUGAAUAUUAGUUGCGUGUUUUCAAAUGGCCGCGUCGGUAGUUUUUUGUUUAUGAAGUAAUUAAUAAAGGGCACGCAAUUACUGAAGAGAAAAGAAAAUAAAUAUAAAAAAUAUAUUAAUAAACAUAAAACAAUAAAUUUCUACGAAUGAAUGAGUGCAAGAUUAUAAUAAAACAUUUUGGGGACGUGCACACCACGACAAAAUGAAUGAAGGAGUAAUGAAUUUGCGGUUGCUUUAAAAUAAAAAAAAUUCGUACAACAACAACAAAUAAAUCAAAGCAAACGACAGUGUUGAAAUAAAAGUAAAAAUUUAUGUGAAAAAACGCACUAACGAAAGGAUAUAAAUGUAAACAAAAAGGCAGAGGAAAAGAAGCUUUCUGUUACUAGCGUAAGAUAGAGAGGGAGAGAAAGAGAAGAGCGGGUGAAUGAAAGCGUUGAAGUAGAAACGGCGGAAAAUGUGGUGAAGCGAAAUUGAGAGGAAAGAGACGUUAUAACUAAACACAUACAUAUAUACUUAUACAUAUAUGUAUAUAUAUGCAAUGAACCGACGACGACAACGCGGUUAAGGUCAAAACAACAACAAUAAAAAGCAAGCAAUGAAGUAAAUAAAUAAAAAAGAAGAAGAAGAAAGGAAGAUAAAUAAAACAACACACGCACAUUGUGAAGCCAAACUAACAAACGUAGAACGGUGAGAGACCAGUAAAACGAAAAUAUUUUUUAAAGAGAAGAGUAAAAAAUAAAUCGUGUGCGCUGCAGAAAAGCUGAGAAGGUCAUUGGAGUUGCUGAUUUUUGCACACGAAGCAAGGAAGGAUAACAAAUUAGAAAGAAAAACAAAAGCCACAGUUGAGCAGAUAAAAGAGUGCGUUGAAAGAAAAUAAAACUACAUAAAAGUAGAGGAAACUUGAAUGGGAACAGGACACAGUAAAUAGAGCAUGCGGCAGCGAUGUGGAAAAGUGUUAACGUAAACAAAACUUUAAGUGUUGUUGCAUGCAAUUUUUAGUGGUCGGCGGAAGAGCAGAAAUCAAGCGAGCGGAAGGAAAGUGAGUGCCAACGAAGACAAUAGAAAUGCGAAUGAAGACGAAAAAUAUUGUAGAGCGUUGAUAAAACAAAAGAACUAACGGAAUUAAGUAAUUGAAAUUAAAAAAAAAAAAAAACCAAUAAUAAAAUUAAUGCGGAAUUGAAAAAAAUUCAAAUUUAAAAUAUAUUUUUUAAUUGAAAAUUUGCAUAUAAACUCAACAAUUGACGCUUUAAAGUUACAAAACGUUGCGUUAGCCGAUUAUUUGUUGAUUUUGAAACAAAGGUUAGCCAAAAAACAUAUCAAAAGCAUUUAAUAUAAUUUUUAAAGCAUAUCUACAGGCGCAAGGGCUUGAAAACUUGCUUUUAAGCCAUAAUACUCUUCUAUGGGGAAAAGUUAUUGCAUCAAAUAAAUGGGCAACGCUCAUUUAUGCACAAACUAAUAAGAAACAAAACAAUAUAAUAAAAAAUAAACAAAAUAUUAGCAAUAAAUAAAGCUACGACUACUGCAACGCCUAAAACUGUGCUAAGAAAUUGCGCAAAUAAAUAAACACAUCACUAUAGACGAAGCAACAAAUUGCAAGGUAAACGAAAAUCUGCCAUACACAAUUAGCAAAAUUGGCAAAGCAUAAAUUCUAGCUAAUUGAGGCAUAAAUUUAGGCGCUGUGUGCACAAAUUCCAGCAGCAAAGCAAACGACGGGCGUACAGUGGCGGAAACAACUCAUUUUGACACUGCUGUGGGGCAGAGUAAAACGUGUAAGAGGAACUGAGAAAGAAAUUGAGCGAAAGAGAGCGCAAGAGCAUUGCAAAUAGCCACUCACACAUCAUAAACGGAAAACUUAUCAACUUCUAGUCAAUCUAGCACAACGACUACCGAACCCCUGCUCAAAAAUACAACUCACUCACUCUCACACAUACACACACGCACACACGUACAUAAGCACGCACAAAAAUGGCGUUUAUUUGGCGUCGUCGCUCAGCGUCCAUUGUGAAAAUCGUUGCCAUGCUCACCGCCAUCUGGUUUACCGUCGCCUUUUUCAUCUACAGCGAUAACGGUGAAAGUGGCAGCAACAACAAUAACAACAGCAAAUGGAAUGGCAUGUCGUUGGCGUUGAAAAGUGUUGCAGGUGGUGGCGGUGGUGCCGGCGUUGGCGGCGGUGGUGGUGGUGGCAUCGGUGCACCAGCCAAUAUACCCGACGGCGAACAGGGUAUCUAUGAAGCCGGUGGCGGUUUUGGCGUCGAGCGUGUCGGUGUAGCGGCUGGCGAUAGUGGUGCCAGGCGGGAACAGCGUCGUGGUGUUGGUGAUGUGCCGCCACUGGAGAACAAUCAGUUAAAUGCGAAUGACGAGGUUGCAGGUGGCGCUGAGCAGGAUGCUCGGAAUGAUGAUCAGCUCGCGCUCGUUGGUGGCCUACGGCAAGAUGACCUCAAUGUGGGCGAUGAAUCGGUGCAGAAUAAUGUGGUGGUAGACGCGGCGGAGCAACACAACAAUGAGCGUGUCUAUCAUGGCAAAUUGAUUGCGGGCAAUAAACCCAGCAGGAGCGGCAGUAAAAGAAAGCCACAGGAUGAUGACAAGGGUGUUUUAAUACCUCCCUCUGCCACGAAGGACUCGCCAGGUGAGAUGGGUAAACCAGUUGUGUUACCCACAAAUAUGACAGCGGAAAUGAAGAAAGCCGUUGACGAUGGUUGGACGAAUAACGCUUUCAAUCAGUAUGUGUCCGAUAUGAUAUCGGUGCAUCGUUCUUUGCCAGAUCCGCGAGAUGCGUGGUGCAAAGAACCAGGCCGCUAUUUGGAUAACCUACCCCCCACCGAUGUCAUCAUUUGCUUCCACAAUGAGGCGUGGUCGGUGCUGUUGCGUACAGUGCACUCUGUGUUGGAUCGUUCGCCGUCACAUUUGAUUAACGAAAUUAUACUCGUUGAUGAUUUCUCCGAUAUGCCACACACCAAACAACAGCUGGACGAUUACUUCAGCGCCUAUCCAAAGGUGAAGAUUUUACGCGCCCCCAGCCGUGAAGGUCUGAUACGAGCGCGUCUAUUGGGCGCACGUCAUGCCACCGCGCCGGUGAUAACAUACUUGGAUUCCCACUGCGAGUGCACCGAAGGUUGGUUGGAGCCCCUACUCGAUCGUAUCGCUCGCAAUAACACUACCGUCGUUUGUCCGGUCAUCGAUGUCAUUGACGAUACAACAUUGGAGUUCCACUUCCGGGACUCGGGUGGCGUGAAUGUGGGCGGAUUUGAUUGGAAUUUACAAUUUAAUUGGCAUGCAGUGCCGGAACGUGAACGCAAGCGACACAAGAACUCCGCUGAGCCUGUCUACUCGCCCACCAUGGCUGGUGGCCUAUUCUCAAUAGAUCGUAAAUUCUUCGAACGUCUUGGUACCUACGAUUCCGGUUUCGAUAUUUGGGGUGGUGAAAAUUUGGAAUUAUCCUUUAAGACGUGGAUGUGUGGUGGUACUUUGGAAAUAAUACCCUGCUCACAUGUGGGACAUAUAUUCCGCAAGCGGUCGCCAUAUAAGUGGCGUUCCGGUGUUAAUGUGCUGAAGAAGAAUUCUGUACGUUUGGCUGAAGUCUGGUUGGAUGACUAUGCGAAGUAUUACUAUCAACGUAUCGGACAGGAUAAGGGUGAUUUUGGCGAUGUGAGUUCGCGGAGAGCGUUGAGACGAAAUCUCGGUUGCCAGAGCUUCAAAUGGUAUCUCGACAAUGUCUAUCCCGAACUCUUCAUACCCGGCGAUUCGGUGGCGCAUGGUGAGAUGAGAAAUCUAGGUCUUGGCGGUCGCACAUGUUUGGACUCAGCGGCGGGCAAGAAAAAUUUGAAGAAACCAGUUGGACUUUAUCCCUGCCAUAAUCAGGGCGGCAAUCAGUAUUGGAUGCUGAGUAAAGCGGGUGAAAUACGACGCGAUGAAGCCUGUCUUGAUUAUGCUGGCCACGAUGUGAUAUUGUAUCCAUGUCACGGCUCCAAAGGAAAUCAGUUCUGGAAAUAUAAUCAGCAGAAACGUCAAAUACGUCAUGGCUCAUCAGACAAGUGUCUGGCCAUAUCGGAGAAGAAGGAUAAAGUUGUUAUGGAGGAAUGUGAUUCGAAUCAAUUGCGACAGCAGUGGAAGCUCGAAAAUUACGAUCCAUCGAAAUUGUGAGGUUAUUUUUAUGCCGAUGGCACGGUUUUAUUGCCGACGCAUAAGCGACGAAAAUAGCAUAAAUUACGUACAGGAAAUACAAGACAACAACAGAAGCAACAACAAAGUGGACAGCAACAACAGCAGCCACAACAACAACAAUAUGGACAUACACAACAUAAAACGCUACAACAGACGAGAUACGAAAGUGUUGUACGUGGACAACAAAAGCAACAACAGCAUCAACAACAGCUACAUAAAUUACCAGCAGUGACCGAAAUAGAGCGUCUGCUGCGAGAACAACAACAACAACAAGACAUUUUAACAGCUCAAGCACAAUAUGGCCACAACUAUCCGUGGCUAUAAUAUGCCAUUGCAUACAAACACACACACACACACACUCAUACAUAUUUACAUACUUACAUACCUAUAUAAAGAAAGAAUCAUAAGUAGAUGCCGUGUGGACGAAAGUAAAGUGUAUUGUGUAAAUAAAUAUUUCGAAAAUAUAAAUACGCACAUACAUACAUAUGUAUGUAUGUAUGUCAAUAUAGUCGGUUUACAUAGUCUGUGUUUAUAGGUAUGUACAAUAUGUAGCUCGGUUUUAAGUUGCAGUCGAGAAUUUCCAGGUAGCAGACUUUGGAGUAGUACUUACCAAUACAUACAUACUUAGAUGCAUACAUACAUAUAUAUUAUCCUGAAGCUUCCGUUUGAGUUAAAUAUACAUAUAUGUGUAUGUUGAUAUAUAUACGUCACACACACAUACCUACAAAUAUUUUCAUCCAUUGGCGUAUAUGCAAACUACAAAACUACACAACAAAAAAUAAUAAACAUCUGGACGACUGUUGUACAGUAGCAUUAAGCGUAAAAUAAGACAUAAGUAGGAAAUAAUGAAAUUGCAAUAAAAA